Vitis vinifera (wine grape) is the source of this 2225-nucleotide messenger RNA. Its product is annotated as cold-responsive protein kinase 1. The transcript has 7 exons. Gene Ontology annotation, molecular function: ATP binding; protein kinase activity. The record is from RefSeq and is a predicted model, not a curated record. Bases 20 to 2035 code for a protein of 671 amino acids. Lineage: Eukaryota; Viridiplantae; Streptophyta; Magnoliopsida; Vitales; Vitaceae. Gene Ontology annotation, biological process: protein phosphorylation.
AGAGAAGAAGACAAUAGAGAUGGAAUCCAAGGGCUUGGUGUUGUUGAUUACAGGGGGAAUAUGGUGGUGGUGGUUGAUGAGAGUAGCAGUUUCAGACCCACAAACAAACCUACUAAACGAGGGAUGCAGCACAUACAACGCCUCCAGCGUUUCAAACUUCUACAGCAAUCUCAACGCCACCUUGUCGGACCUCAAAACACAGUUGAACGACAACAACCACUUUGCGACUGCGGAGAGAACCAGGACUGGAGACUCUGUGUACGCCAUGGUGCAGUGCAGAAACUACAUGUCCACUAAGGACUGUGUGGCUUGCUUCACUGCUGCUCAGUCACUCAUCCGCAACUGCUCUGCUGCCAAUGGCGCUCGCGUCAUCUAUGAUGGCUGCUUCCUCAGAUAUGAGAGCAGCAGCUUCUAUGACCAAGCCACUCUCCCCGGAAAUGCUGCAAUUUGUGGGAACCAGACUGCAUCACAGGUGACUGCUUUUCAAGCAGCGGUAGAGGGACUAUUAGCAGAUCUUGAAGUUGCAACACCCAGAACUGAUGAUUUCUAUGUGGCAUAUAAAAAGGAAGUAGUUGGAGGUGGUGGUGCAACAGUGUAUGGGAUGGCCCAAUGUGCUGAAACAGUGAGUCCGAGCGCUUGCCAAGAGUGCUUGAAAGUGGCAAAUGGCAACAUAAACAGUUGUCUUCCCAGUACAUAUGGUAGGGCUGUUGAUGCAGGAUGUUUUCUGAGAUAUUCAAACACGCCUUUCUUUGCCGAUAACCAGACCACUAAUAUCACACCCUUCCUAGAAAAGGGAGGGUCAAGCAAGAAGAAAGCCAUUAUUGGAGGAGUGGCUGGAGGUGUAGGCCUUCUUCUUCUUAUCAGUGUUCUGUUUUUAUGGUAUCAGCAAUCAAGAAAGGCAAAGGCAGCUCCUAGAGGUGAUAUAUUAGGGGCAACCGAGUUGCGAGGCCCAGUUAAUUACAGUUAUAGAGACUUGAAAGCUGCAACAAAAAAUUUUAGUGAAGAAAAUAAGCUUGGAGAGGGUGGUUUUGGUGAUGUCUACAAGGUAAAAUUCAAUACAUAUUUAUGUGACUGGAUUGAUGUUUAUUGUUUUGGGCAAGUAUUCAUAGGUUACUUGGAACAGGGCACUUUGAAAAAUGGGAAAAUGGUUGCAGUUAAGAGACUAUUUAUAGGUCAACCCAACAGGGCAAAAGCAGAUUUCGAGAGCGAAGUCAAGCUUAUAAGCAAUAUUCAUCAUCGCAAUCUCAUUCGCCUUCUUGGAUGCUGCGGCAAAAGAUCAGAACUACUUCUUGUCUAUGAGUACAUGGCCAAUAGCAGUCUUGACAAAUUCCUAUUUGGUGAAAGGCGAGGAGCUCUCAACUGGAAACAACGACUUGAUAUAAUUGCUGGUACAGCUAGGGGUCUUGCCUAUCUACAUGAGGAAUUCCAUGUGUGUAUCAUACAUCGUGACAUAAAAUCCAGCAAUAUUCUUCUGGACAAUGAUUUCCAACCCAAAAUUGCAGAUUUUGGGCUGGCAAGGCUUCUCCCCGAGGACAAGAGUCAUCUCAGCACCAAAUUCGCUGGAACAUUGGGUUACACUUCACCUGAAUAUGCAAUCCAUGGGCAGUUAUCUGAGAAGGUUGAUACCUACAGCUAUGGUAUUGUCGUCCUUGAAAUCAUAAGUGGCCGCAAGUGCAAUGAAAUGAAGGCUGAACCUGUCGGUGAAUACUUGCUUGAACGGGCAUGGAAACUUUACGAGGAUGACAAGCAUUUGGAGUUGGUGGAUGAGAGCUUAGACCCUGAGGAAUAUAAAGCAGAAGAAGUGAAGAAAAUCAUAGAGAUCGCUUUGAUGUGCGCUCAGUCAUCAGUUUCUAUGAGACCCACAAUGUCUGAAGUAGUUGUUUUGCUACGCAGCAAAGGCUCACUUGAGCAUGGACCCCCAACUCGGCCUACUUUCGUAGAAUCCAGCAAGAGAAAUCCUGGAGACACUUCCAUAUCUACGGGGUCCUCUGCUUCCAAUGCCACAGCCUCUAUUUCUCAUUUCUCGGGUCGAUAAAUCACCAAGUGUGAGGUUGGUCAUCAUUCUUGCAAGUGAUCCGCAUACAAAUGGAGCCAUUAGAAUUGGUCAAAACAAUGCACCACAUCGCAUUAAGAUCCUAAUGCAGUAUUCUUGUAAUGGUGUUUACCAAACUGUUUUCUUGUAUUUAUUCUAGUAUGGGAAGUGACCUUGUGUGAGAUUUGCCAUA